This is a messenger RNA of Manduca sexta (tobacco hornworm), 2291 nucleotides long. Its product is annotated as fatty acyl-CoA reductase wat. The record is from RefSeq and is a predicted model, not a curated record. Gene Ontology annotation, molecular function: alcohol-forming very long-chain fatty acyl-CoA reductase (NADP+) activity. Gene Ontology annotation, biological process: long-chain fatty-acyl-CoA metabolic process. Gene Ontology annotation, cellular component: peroxisome. NCBI's taxonomy places the organism in Eukaryota, Metazoa, Arthropoda, Insecta, Lepidoptera, Sphingidae. Bases 198 to 1250 code for a protein of 350 amino acids. The transcript is spliced from 11 exons.
CCGAUAUAUAAUUACUAAUAGGUUAAAACAAAAUACUAUGAUAAUUUAUUAAUUAUGUAUUUAUGUUCAAUAAGCAAGUAUAUAACUGAGGUUUUCCGUGACCUUCUUACUUGUUUAGCAGUGAUUGAAGGUGAUAGGUGACGUUUGAACUAAUUUUAUUAGCUUCGAAAAUUAACAAAGAAAAAUAGGUACUAACGAUGGAUGUUGUCGCAAGAUCACUGAAAGAGGCUGAAUGCCGCCUGAAGGAUAUCAAUGAUGCAAUCUCUAAAGGAGACUCGGAAAUACAGAAGUUCUACCAAGACUCUGUUAUUUUUAUCACUGGAGUCAGUGGGUUUAUGGGAAAAUUGCUUGUCGAAAAGCUUCUAAGGGCUUGUAAUGUUAGGAAAAUCUACAUUUUAAUUCGUCCGAAGGAAGGAAAGACAAUUCGAGAUAGAUUGAACGAUAUCAAAAAAGAUCCGGGAUUCGACUACCUUCGAGAGACACAGCCUAAUUUUGGAGAUAAAAUAGUAUCCGUGGAAGGUGAUAUUUCAGAAAUUCGUCUAGGGAUUAGUGAUUCCGACUGGGGGACUCUAACUGAAGAGGUAGAUACAAUAUUCCACCUGGCAGCCACAACGAACGUCGAUAUACCGCUCCCAGCGGCAACUUUGAUCAACAUUCGUGGCACUAGAGAAAUCCUGCACUUGGCAAAACAAUGUUCUAAACUCAGGGUCUUCGAAUAUGUCUCCACAGCGUAUUGCCAAGCGACAACGGACAAGAUUGGUGUUCAGUUAGACGAAAAAUUCCAACCGUGUCCAAUACCUCCCGCCACACUGAUAGAACUGGUUGAAAAUGUGGACAAAACCCGCUUGGGAGCUAUAGUAUCAGGAUUGACAAAGAGUUGGCCCAACACGUACACCUUUACAAAAGCAGUCGCUGAAGAGCUCGUCAGGAGUAUGGCGGAUGAGAUACCCAUUUGCAUCGUUAGGCCGCCCAUUGUUAUUGGCACAUACAACGAGCCAGCACCAGGAUGGGUUGACAUGAGCAGUGCGUAUGGACCUAGCGGUAGUAUAAUAAGAUCUGGUCUUGGCAUCGUGCGGCUCUUUUAUGGAAGAGAAGACAAACUUUUAUGUCUCGUGCCGGGAGAUUAUGCGAACAACUGUAUUCUAGCAGGUGCUUGGGACUGCGUGGAGAGGAGGAAAGCAGGAGACAAAGAUGUUAAAAUUUUCACUGUGAGCAGUAGCAAGAGUGGCGUUCAGUUGGACAGUGAUUAAUAAUCUACGACACGAAGAUAUGAAGAAUUAUGCAUCACGAAAAGGCGUAUGCUAUUGGGACACGCAUGUCAUUCAAAAUAAAUUAUUUUACCGCAUCCUUACUUGGUUCGUGCAUUACAUACCUGCAAUUAUAGUGGAUUUUAUUAUGAAUGUGUUUAACAUCUCCAGGCCUGAAGGUAUCACCUCAUUCGUGAAUUUGUAUAAAAAAUAUGACGAAGUGGCCUUCGAAUAUGACUAUUAUUUGAGUAUCGGCUGGAGCUUCAACGACAAGAAUGUUGUCGAACUUCAUCAGAAGAUGUCGCCAACUGACAAAAAGAUUUUCAACAUGGAUAUCUCUACUGUAUACUGGGAUCAAAUGAUGUUCUUAUGGGCUUUGGGGGUGAAGAAAUUUAUUGUAAAAGAACCAACAUUAAUUGACAAAUACGCGAUUAAAAAGCAAAAAAAUUUAAAAGUUGCCCAUUACGCGAUCUUGUUUUUAUACUUAUAUGUCCUUUAUUCAUUUUACAAUCGCUUCAAGUAAUUAUUAUGUUAAUUUUGUUCUUAUAUUCUACAAUAAACGCUUAGUGUUAAAAUUAAAUAAUUUAUUUGAACCUGUAAAAUGUUAUAGUUUAUUUAGAUUCCGUCAAUAUUAACUCUACCACCUGUUCGUAAAGCAGUUCUCACCAGAGAAGAAUGGGCAAGAAACUCUGUUGUUGCUCUUUUAAAAAUCUGUUUAAGAUAUAAACUAUAGUACAUGAUACAGAGAAUGAAAAAAAAAAUGAUUGUUUUUUUAUUUUUGUUUAGAGCAGUUAAUUGUCUUGUUUUGAUUAGGGUAAGGAGUCUAUAACAACCUACGUAUAUGCAAGUGUACGCGCCGUACGUAUUAUUGUGUUCAACUUUUUUGUUGUAAUAUUGCGUUGCUACAUAAACUUUGAAUCCGACAACUAUUUACACAUUUGUCAAGUAAAGCGCCAUGUCGUAGAAAACAAUCCACAAAAUAUCCAUCAUAUUUACUAGACUUGCUUGUUACUUCGAACCUUACAAUAAACGGGUAAGAAUUGA